Molecule: messenger RNA, 1486 nt
Organism: Haliotis rubra (blacklip abalone)
Lineage: Eukaryota; Metazoa; Mollusca; Gastropoda; Lepetellida; Haliotidae
Product: methionyl-tRNA formyltransferase, mitochondrial-like
Exons: 11
Coding region: 151-1458 (435 amino acids)
Biological process (GO): biosynthetic process; conversion of methionyl-tRNA to N-formyl-methionyl-tRNA
Cellular component (GO): mitochondrion
Molecular function (GO): methionyl-tRNA formyltransferase activity
Source: RefSeq, a predicted model, not a curated record
CGACAUCGUCGAUACCACUGAACCAAUGAAAUGUAGCCGACCGCAAGAAACAUACUCUGUGACUGCAAGAAUCGGAAGCCCAAGAAGUUUGUGUCAGUCGAUGCUUGACAAUAAAGGAACAAGGAACCUGAUUUCACAGAGGGUUGGAACAUGAUGUACACUCAGUACAAAUGCCUAUACCAUCUUCAUCACAGCAGGGCUGUACAUCAACAACUUGGUUUAUACCUACACAGUUUGAAAAGAACCAUCACUAAGAUAGCAUCACAAUCAAACCUAUCUAAUCUGAACUCUGUACCACGAGUAUCCUGCCAGUAUGGGAAACUGAAGCAAUGCAGGCGGCCCAGAGCAGGAGAAUAUAGCAUAUCUGGGAGAAACAAACAUAACCUUUGUGACUAUCACAGACUUUUUCUCAGCACCAUUUCCACUCAACAACACUGUCAGUCGAGGGGAUACUGUACUGAGAAGCGAGGCACACCUCCAUGGCGGAUUCUGUUUUUUGGGAGUGAUGUUUUUUCUGUGAAAAUUCUACAGGCUCUUCAGGAAAACAGGUCAGCAUGCAGUGACACACUGGUGGAGACUCUGGAUGUUGUGUCAACGAAAGGUCAGAACAGUGUGAAGACAUAUGCUGAAACCGUGGGUGUUUCCAUCCGUGACUGGCCAAUACCAGAUCUGACCGGUUGCUACGAUGUGGGGGUGCUGGCGUCGUUCGGGUAUCUUGUUCCAGGGAAAGUCAUCAGAAUGUUUCCACAUGGUAUCCUGAAUGUUCAUCCAAGCCUGCUGCCGCGAUGGAGGGGGGCGUCGCCUCUUGUACACACCAUCCUGUCACGUGACAAGGUGACUGGAGUGACGAUCAUGAAACUGAGACCCAAACAUUUUGAUGUCGGCACAGUCCUAGCGCAGGAGAAGAUGUUGGUCCCAGAUGGGUGUACAACCCCCCAGUUGCUGGAUGUGACGGCGCGACGGGGGUCUCACCUGCUGUUGAGGACUCUGGGGACCCUCUCAACCAUCCAGGAGAAGGAACAAGUGAAAGAUGGAGUGACCUAUGCACACAAGGUGCGACCAGCCAUGGCGUACAUUGACUGGGACCGACAGACCAUGGAGGAAAUACAGGCUCAGUACAGAGCUCUCAGCCAUAUGAUGCCUCUGCGUAGUGAGUUGAACGGAUAUCCUGUGAAGCUACUAGACAUGAACAUAGUUGGUGAAGAUGAUGUUGCAGGUGCUGCUGCUGCUGCAGCCCCAGGAACUGUCGUGUUUGACAAGAAACAGAAGAUAUUGUGUGUCAGGUGUCAGAAUGGUUGGGUGGGUUUUGAGAAUAUUGUCUUCAAAAAGAAGAUGUCUGCUCAGGCGUUCUACAAUGGCUAUUUGUCUAAAGUAGCUGAGAGGAAGCUGUUGCUGGACAGUAUCAAGAACGGACUCGACACGGAGAGUUACAUGCAGAGAGUUCUCCAGAGAGUGUGACUGCUUGUAAAUAAAUAUGACUGAUUCA